AUGAUGGACCCAUUGCAAAUCAAUGAUUUCACACCAUCCAGAGAUCGACAGAAAUUGCUUCGAGAACAGGAAGUCCUUGAUCAGGUGUUCCAAUUGCUGAAAGCGCCUUUUAUGCCUCGGCAAGGUCUUACCGAAAUCGGACCGUUGCUCAGUUCUCCAUCGGAGCUUAGCGAAGCACGAAACGAAGUGUUCAAGACGAUGUUUCAGUAUGCACAAGUCAGCUACCGGAAGAAUCAGGAGUUUUUGGCCGAAAAAUUCGGACAAAUCCAGGAACAAAUCGGAUUCGAUCUUCUCGCUGAAGAUACAAUGACGGCUGUGCUGCAUAAUAAUCCGAAACUGUUGGAGAAAUACGUGAAAACGCCGCAUGUCGAGCGAUUCGUCGAACUUGUUUUUUCUGUAGAGUGUUUUCAGCGUUUUGGAAAGGAAUGCGGUUUCUUGACUUAUCUAGCAGAUCUAUGCGUAUGUCGUGGUGAGGCGAACAAAAAGGUCCAGGAGUUGAUAUGUAACUCAGUACUUAGUGAGAAGCAUCGUGAUAUACUUAUGGAGACAAAGCUGGUCAGUAUGGAAGGAAUAUCCAGUGAUAGCCUUUUUGAUGACUCCAUUGAAGACAAAAAUCUUAUAGUCUUCCCGGCUGCCCAUUUCUCUAUUGUUCAGAUUGAUGACGAGGUUUACAUCGGAUGGUUGGGUCAACCGUUGCAAAAACUAGUCGAACUUGCUGAGAGCUCAAGGAAGAACACCACCGACGCUGAGUUCUUGGAUUACUACAGGCACCAAUUGGACCUAUUGGCACAAAUGUGUCAGGAACAACAAUAUCUGGCCAUAGAUCCGCCACCGGAACGCAAGCUGUUGAAUAUCUCCCAACAGCUACCAGCUGAGCUCGUUCUAAAGUACAAAACCGUCUCUGUCGAAGGCUACGGUGAUGGCGGUCGAUCUCGGGUUGGAGACCAGUUUGCUACUGAUGUGUUGAAUACAGUGGAAAACUACCUCAGUUCAUUGAGAGACGACUAUCCGUCUGGUCCAGUGCUGCAUAAAGACGCUGCAAGUGUUGCUCGUAAUAAGCUCACUUACGAGGUAGGUAGAGAACUCGUCCGAGAGAUGGAGAACUCGUCAUAUGGCAGCUCUUUGAGCUCAUACGUCCUGUUGUUUAUUCAGAUGGUAAAGCUGCGAAAGCACUACUCAAUUGGUUACUACACCUUUGACAAUUUGCUCACACUCACGAAAAAUCUUCUGAACAUCGUCGAUAACAGCCCUCACGGUGCUCAAACAACUCGUACUAUGUCGCAUGGUAUGACAAUGAUUCCACCGAGUCACCCAGUCUAUGAUCGGUACUGGCAGGAAGGAAAAAUGUUGACGGUGUCAUAA
Ostertagia ostertagi is the source of this 1362-nucleotide messenger RNA. The record is from the annotation of a GenBank genome assembly. NCBI's taxonomy places the organism in Eukaryota, Metazoa, Nematoda, Chromadorea, Rhabditida, Trichostrongylidae.